Macadamia integrifolia is the source of this 859-nucleotide messenger RNA. RefSeq names its product transcription repressor OFP13-like. The transcript has a single exon. Bases 126 to 779 code for a protein of 217 amino acids. The record is from RefSeq and is a predicted model, not a curated record. Gene Ontology annotation, biological process: negative regulation of DNA-templated transcription. NCBI's taxonomy places the organism in Eukaryota, Viridiplantae, Streptophyta, Magnoliopsida, Proteales, Proteaceae.
UGUAACCUCUCUGACCUCCAUUAAUGCCACUUCACAAGUCCAAAGAAGAAAGAAGAUCCAUUUAAAGUUUUAAACCCAAUUCACCCAUUAAGACCUCAGAGUUAGAGACUCUUAACGGGCAAAAGAUGAAGGUCCUGCCCUCUUCAUGGCCAUGGCCUUCUUGUAAGCAGCCCAAGACCAUCUCUUUCAGAGCAGAUGACAACAUGUUCAAGACAGUUAACUCGGCGUACAUAGAAGCAGGAGAUGUGGUGACAACACCGGAGUCAUGGUUCACGAACUCGUCCGAGUCAGCUAGCUUCUCAACAGUUUCAGAAGAGUCAGGAGGGGAGUGUUUAGAGAAUGUGAUUCGUGGGUUGAGAUCUGAGAGGCUAUUUUUCGAGCCUGGAGAGUCAAAUUCGAUACUAGAGGAAGCUAAGGGUGGAGGAGGGAUACCAUUCAAGGAGAGUGUAGUGUUGGCUAUGGAAUCUAAAGAUCCGUAUGUGGAUUUUAGAACAUCAAUGGAGGAGAUGGUGGAGGCUCAUGGGUUGAAAGAUUGGGAGUGUUUGGAAGAGUUGCUUGGUUGGUAUUUAAGGGUGAAUGGUAAGAAGACUCAUGGUUUUAUUGUUGGGGCCUUUGUUGAUUUGCUUGUUGGCUUAGCUGCUGCUGCUGCUGAUGCUGAUGCCUCUUCUUCUUCUUCUUCUUCUGCGCCUUGUUUUCCACCUUCUUCUCCUUCUUUGUCUUCAUUAAGAGUUGAAGGGGAUAUUGAGGAGGAAGAUAAUCCUUCAAGUUCAGAGAUUUGAUUUUGAUAGUUAAACUUCAAUAUGUCAUUUUGUGUAUAUUAUUUAGGUUCUAUAAAGGAAAUUAAGAUUAGCCUUUUUAA